AUGGGGGAUUUACCAACAGCACGAGUUACCGUCUCUCGUCCAUUUUUGCGAACAGGUGUGGACUACUUUGGGCCCAUUUAUGUCAGACCCGCUCCGAGACGUCCAGUAGUAAAAGCCUAUGUGGCAAUUUUUAUUUGCAUGUGUACCAAGGCCGUGCACCUAGAGCUCGCCACAGACUUGUCAACCGAUAAGUUCUUACAAGCCCUGCGACGAUUUGUAUCGAGAAGAGACCGCUGCGCAGAAAUGUUUCCCGACAACGGCACCAACUUUGUCGAAGCACUAAAUAAACUGCAGGAUUUUCUAAAACUGCUUCGGAACAGCAAGCAUCACGACAUCGUUUCCAAAGAACUGGCAGAGGAGGGAAUUCAGUGGUACUUUAACCCACCUAGUGCACCCCACUUUGGAGGCUUGUGGGAAGCAGCAGUUCGUUCAGCUAAAACCCACUUAUUAAAGGUGGUUGGAGAGAAUCCCGUGUCCCCUGAAGAUAUGACGACGCUAUUAGCUCAGGUGGAAGCAUGCCUUAAUUCUCGCCCUCUCACCCCCAUGUCCGAUGAUCCCAACGAUCUGCAACCUUUAACGCCUGCACAUUCUCUGGUAGGAGAAUCACUCCAAGCAUUACCAGAACCAAAUUUGGAGGAUCUACCAACCAACCGAUUAAAUCACUGGCAGUUAAUGCAGCGAAAAUUGCAAGAUUUCUGGAGGAGGUGGCGCAGAGAAUUUUUAUGUCAACAACAGGGGAGAGCUAAGCGUUGGAAACCAGCUGUUCCGAUCGGCAUAGGUCAAUUAGUCAUCAUUCAAGAUGAUAAUCAACCCCCUAUGCGGUGGAAAAUGGGAAGGAUAAUUCAAGUUCAUCCUGGCGGGGAUGGUACGAUAAGGGUGGUUACAUUGAAAACCGUCAGUGGAACCCUAAUGCGCCCAGUAGAGAAGAUCUGCAUUUUACCAUUUGCGGACAACACCGAGCUUCAAGACGCAACAGCCGACAGUCAUCAAUCCUGA
Messenger RNA from Wyeomyia smithii (pitcher-plant mosquito), 996 nucleotides. RefSeq lists its product as uncharacterized. The record is from RefSeq and is a predicted model, not a curated record. Gene Ontology annotation, molecular function: nucleic acid binding. The transcript has a single exon. Gene Ontology annotation, biological process: DNA integration. Lineage: Eukaryota; Metazoa; Arthropoda; Insecta; Diptera; Culicidae. Bases 1 to 996 code for a protein of 331 amino acids.